Achroia grisella is the source of this 1762-nucleotide messenger RNA. RefSeq names its product angio-associated migratory cell protein. NCBI's taxonomy places the organism in Eukaryota, Metazoa, Arthropoda, Insecta, Lepidoptera, Pyralidae. Bases 167 to 1381 code for a protein of 404 amino acids. Gene Ontology annotation, molecular function: protein binding. The transcript has 5 exons. The record is from RefSeq and is a predicted model, not a curated record.
ACUACAAUUUUCUAUGGUUAUCUUUAUCAGCUUAUUUAAAAAAAACUUUUAAUUAUACAUUGUAGAUAUGAAAUUAGAUUUCAUACAUUUUUUCUUUUAGUACGUUAUAAUUAAUCCUAAAUACAAUAACUCAUCAUUAUUUUUAUUUGCAAAUUUUAUAAGCACAAUGCGAGAUAUUCAAGAAGACACGCCACCAUCAAGUGUAAGUGGUGAUGAAAUAUCAGCAAUGGAUGCUGACGGCGUUAUUUAUUUGGACGAAAUGGAUGAGAUUCAAUUGGACGAAGAAAUGGAUGAUGAUGAAGAGGACAUUGAAAUGGAACCACCUGAAGAUCAUGCUUCUCUAGUGUUUGAUAAACAUGUUGGGUCUGUAUUCUGUUGUGACUUGCACCCUGAUGGUAAACUGGCAGUCAGUGGUGGUGAAGAUGACAAGGCAUAUGUGUGGUCUGUGGAAACAGGACAAGUCGUAAUGGAUUGCACUGGUCACAAAGAUUCUGUUGUUUUUGUGGGGUUCAGCUUUGAUGGUGCUUUCUUAGCUACGGCGGAUAUGAGUGGCUUGAUUAAAGUGUGGAAAUGUAAUACAGAUAACAAUCAACAAGAACCCUGGACAGUGGCAUUUGAGUAUGAAUCUGAUGAUUUGACUUGGGGUUCAUGGCAUUUUGGUGCACGAGUACUAGUCUGUGGAACUGCCUCUGGUGAUAUGUAUGUGUUCAAAAUACCCUCAGGUGAAACAAAGAUUUUGCAGGGCCACAAUGUUAGAGUUGAAUGUGGGAAGCUUUUCAGUGAUGGCAUACGGCUAGUAGCGGGGUAUGAAGAUGGCUCUAUCAAAAUAUGGGAUUUAAAAACUAGCAGUGUACUUCAACAUAUCCCUGACAGUGUUCACCAAAUGAGAGUAACAGCUAUAGACACACAUCAUGAAAAUAAUGUAAUUGUAUCAGUGUCUAGUGAUGGUAAAGUGGUGUUGUCCACAUCAAAUAAUGGUAAAAUUGUGGGACAAAUGGCAGCUGACAUUGAUCUAGAAGUUGUGGCGUUCUCAAAGAAUCCACAGUUAGAUUAUUUUGCAACAGGUACAUUGACUGGUGCUGUCAGUAUAUGGGAUGCGUCAAGACAGAUGGUCCGACAUCAGUGUUCAAAGGUAGAUGAGAACACAAUUGCCGGGGUCACCAAAAUGUUUUGGGUGCAGAACCAUCUCCUAGUAGGAUGUUUGGAUGGAUCUGUAAGAGCCUAUGAAGGCAGAUCUGGUGAACAAGUGUUAGCACUCACAGGGCAUAGAUCAGAAGUUUUAGAUUUAUGUUAUAAUGCAAAGCAAAAUAUUUUAUUAUCGACAUCAGAUGAUGGAACAGCUAGAAUAUUUAAAUAUGCCGUAAAGAAAGACAAUGACUAAUAUAUAUUUUUUAUAAACACGUGUUUUUUUCAUAUAUACUUAUGUAAGUGAACAGUACUUUUACUGCUAAACUUUAGUUACUGUUACACUUCCUAUUCUAUAAUAACUGACCAACAAGUAAGACUAUAAUUAUUAUUAUAAAGACAGAAAGAUAUCUAUAGAAAUACAGCCUAAAAUGACUUUAUACGCGGUAUUGUGAUAUGUAUAAAUCUUCUAUUUUAUUGAGCCUAUAAUACCUUAUAAAUUAAAUUAAAUGGUAGCUAAUUAAAGUUAAAAUAUUUUCGUUUCACUGGUAGUGCCGUGACGCGUGAAGAUCCUUAUCUUUUGGAAUGAUAAUAUAUUUACUCACGACAUAUAUACACAUUGUAUGAUAGCAAAAAU